UAUAGCACAAUGGCGUCAUCCAAACAUUGCACUCUGACAGAACUUGUCAACGAAAAACUGCCAAUGAGGGUUAAAAUGGCACCAGAAGCCAACGAUAUGAGCACUCACAAAAGUAUGAGGACAGUGUUGCUGUUGAAAUCUGUGGAAUCGGUCCAACAUGUCAUAGCGACGAGGCCAACACAAGAUGGCGUCUUAUCGAUUCCUCUUCAUCUGUCCCUGAAUGUAUCGAAGGUAAGCGACGACAGUGUCGACGUUAAAACGGUGUUACGAGCACUGAAACCCAUAUACGCAUGCGUCAACUCAACCUGGAAAGUAGAAGAUGUUGGCAUAUGGAAUCUACCCAGCCAGUUUAGUCAAACCCCACAACCACUGGAAGAUGUACUGCGUUGCUGGUUCAAUAGUAGCGAAGGUCAACGAAGAGCCUCGGAGGUUUGUGGAGUGUCACUGAAGAAUCACAAGAAGAUAAUUGAUAGAUUGAAGCAUGAUAUUUACGAUAUAGCACAUAACUCACAAUCUUGCUCUACAUCCACAUCACUGUCGUCUCCAACAGUAACAGAAAGCAAAGCUGCGUACUAUUUCAAUAUACAAGGACCAACACCACAGACAAAGAUUAAUGGUUCCCGGGCAGCGACUUUACCUGCAGGCCAAUCUAUUGGCACAUUUCACCCAAGUGACAAAGAAGAAGAUCGGUUCACUGAGACGUACACCACACAUGGUCUACAGGGCUACCAAUCUAUUGGUUCACACUCUGCACGUGACGAUAUCGAAGAUGACCCAAAUACACAUCAUUACGCUUCACUGGGGAGUUUCAGUGUAGAACAAAAAUCAAGUCAAUGUCCACCACACCUAGAUGAUGGUUAUGACAUGAAAAUGGAGGAUGUAUGCGCCAUGUUAUGUGAUAUCAAUCUUUCAAAAUACGUAGAAGUUUUCAAAAACGAAAUGAUCGACGGGAAUUUAUUGCAGGUCCUGGAUGAAGAUAUCAUGGUGUCCGAUCUGGGAAUGUCGAAAUUACACGCACGAAAACUGAGACUACAUCUCGCGAGAGAAAAGCAGCGCCCUCGCAUGUCCAAAAAAGAGUCAACGUAUUUAUAAGAUGAAUAUUAAAUGUUUGGCUUUGUUGAUACAAUAUGGCAUAGUUUGUGCCCGACAGAGACCAUAUGUCCAUCCAUCUACACUCGAUAUGCAGCAACGGGGACCAUUUCG
Messenger RNA from Saccoglossus kowalevskii, 1203 nucleotides. RefSeq lists its product as uncharacterized. Lineage: Eukaryota; Metazoa; Hemichordata; Enteropneusta; Harrimaniidae. Gene Ontology annotation, molecular function: protein binding. The record is from RefSeq and is a predicted model, not a curated record.